Messenger RNA from Dioszegia hungarica, 1893 nucleotides. RefSeq lists its product as uncharacterized. NCBI's taxonomy places the organism in Eukaryota, Fungi, Basidiomycota, Tremellomycetes, Tremellales, Bulleribasidiaceae. The transcript has a single exon. The record is from RefSeq and is a predicted model, not a curated record. The coding region runs from base 1 to 1893 and encodes 630 amino acids.
AUGUCUGUCGAAGUCGCCCACCAGCCACUGGGUGUGCACUCACUCGUCAGCCCCAGCCAGGCACCUGCCCCCAACCAGCCCAUUCUUCCCUCCGACGCCCAGAAGGCUCUCAACACAUUGCUUUCGCAGGCAGGGACGAUUCAGCCGGCCACCGCACGCAGUACCGGCCAGACAGACGGAAAUGAAGCCGCGAAGGAGGCAUUUCGGCGCAUGCUGGCCUUGAAAGCUGCCGCUGGUGAGCGGCAGAAGCCACAGGCUGAGGCGGGGCCUGCCGAAGGCGCCAAAGACGGCGCCAGUGUCGCUUCCUCGGUCGUCGAGACCGCCAGCUCGGUCGACACCACCCUGCCUUCUUCAAGCACAUACGCUGAUGCCCCUGACGAUACUCAGAAUUCCGAAUCCGCCACGGCGAGCCAAGACACGCCGACCAAGCCAGUUGAGACCGAGGUGCCGGUGCCUCAGAAUUUCGUCGACUACAUUCCCUCUCACGUCACGCCCGAGGGUGCCCUGCACCAAAAGCAUGACCGGCAGGCGCUGAUCCCGAGGUUCCAGCCAGGCGCUGCCGAUGAGACACGUUCAACGCAGGGCCCCGGUAGCCAGAGACCCGACAUGCAAGAACGGGGACCCCCUCAGGUGGCUUUCCGGUCUGCCGAUCCCAUGUCAACCCAGAACGCCGACUAUACGAACGCUUCUACGGUGGCUGCCCCGACCACUCAGUCGCCCUCUGAGAACUCGCUCAAGAGACCUCGUAGCCAGCUGGGGAAGCACUGGAAGAGACUCUCUGACGGUACACGGGCGAAGAUCUCAGCGGCGCGGAAGGCCGCCAAGGGGAGCCAGAGGGACACGGCUGGCCAAUCCUCGCGCAAGGACACUGUUGCAAGCGGCGAGUCACUCAUGACCAUCAGCAAGCUGCACGAGAUGCUGGCUGAUCGAGACACCGCUUACAGCAGGAUGGCGAAGACGUUCGAGGCGAGACUCAACACAUUUGAGGAGGAGAUGACUACAAAGGUCAUGGGCUUGCAGCAGACGAUCGAUGAUCAGAAGAAGCGGCUGGUCGAGCUGGAGGGGGAGAAAGCGGCGCUCCAGAAGGAGGUUGAGGAUGUCAGGUCGGUGGCUGAUACCGCGGCCGGCAAGGAUACGGCUGAUACCACCGAUACGCGGCAGACAGAGUCGGUCUCUCCUACCGCGAGGGUACCCGCCCAUCAAGGUCCUUCCAUGCCGACUGACCGGCAAUUGCUAAGCGGCAUGACGCGCCCUGACCUGUCCUUGUACGGACACCCGCACUUCCGAGGGACCCUUGCACCACAUGCUCGUCCAAUGCUCUCUACCCUUGCGCCAUACUCCCCUUCGACGAUGCUUCCUCAAGGACCACGCUUCGGGGGCCCCAUGCUCUCAAGGCGAUACUCGAUGCCUUCUUUCCCGUCGCAGUACCGCCCCGCACCCAUCCAGCCGUUCGGUUAUGGCAGUCCUCCAGCCUUCCCGACGAUGCAGUCCAUUACUCGACAGCCCCAUCAGCCGAUUCCUGGUGUCAUGAUCGAGGGUCACUUUCAUCCUUCUGUGAUGAGCCUGGAGCCUUCUCUCAGAAGGCGCUCCGUGGGGGACAUGUCAUACCGGGGAUACCAUGAGCCGACUUUCACGGACAGUCAGUUCAUCGAGUCACUGACUGCCCCGGUGACACGAGAGCUGUCUGGUCUCAGGGAGGAUGAGCUCCACAGGACCGUCAUCGCGGAGGUGAAUGACCUUGGCAUGACCGUCAAUGGGAGGGUCAGCAGAUUUGACUUUGGGCAGGGCGUCGGAAGUGGCACUUUGAGCACCACAAAGAUCAGUCGCGCUCCGUCGCCCCGCUCAACGGUCAGCGGGUGGCCCGGGCUGACGGAAUCUCAGCUCGUCAUGUGA